Haemonchus placei is the source of this 852-nucleotide messenger RNA. The record is from the annotation of a GenBank genome assembly. Lineage: Eukaryota; Metazoa; Nematoda; Chromadorea; Rhabditida; Trichostrongylidae.
AUGAUGGAAUCUUCCACGGGGCGCCCCAACCAGAUGUCGUCUUCAAAGAACGAACUUCUUCUUGCAGGGCAUCAUUCGGAACGACUACUUUUUAUACCGCAGUUCCAUCUAGGAAUCUCAGCGGGAAAACAGAUGUGGCUCCUCUACUUGGCGUUGACGGUGAGCUGCGCUGGUUUCUCCUCAGAGCAGGCACAUGUACCCGAGAACACCUUCGAGACGUGUACAACGAAGCUGGACCGAGGCGAUGCGUGUUGUGCUAUGCCGAACAAUUCGAUCCGAUUCUUUUUCGAUCCCGAACUUGAGCGGUGCUUCACGUAUCUCUACGAAGGAUGCGGUGGUGGAAGAAAUACAUUCUAUACAGAAUCCCAAUGCAGAAAUACCUGUAUUCCAGCUGACAAGUUUACCUGCGGAGGAAACAAGAAACCAACAGGAACCUGUAGCGAUAGGGACAUGAGAUGUCCGUUUGGUAGCACUUGUGUGAUAGGAGCACUAGGAGUGGGACUAUGCUGUGACAGUGCUAAUGAAAGGCAAUGGGAGUAUGAAAUUCGCCAACCACCCUGUCGUAUAGGUAAAAUACUAAAACGAACUGUAUCUCACGGUGAGGAGGUGUGGAUUGGUAAAAGCUGUGCUCACAGAUUCUGCCCAUACGGCUACGAAUGCGUGCAAGGAAGACGUGUAGCGCACUGUUGUGGCCCAGUACCAAAUUUCAAAGAAAGAUUGUACAUAGAAGACGAUAGCUUCAUUAAGCGUAACACAUAUUCAAGACCAAGGAAAGCUCGCCAUGUUCCACAGAUGAGGCUGCCAGUCGGCCAAUUGGACGAAUAUCGUCGACGAUAUUAUAACAAACUCUAG